GCGCGUCCUAUUCGGUUUCCGGUUUUAUUUUGACAGCGAUGUCAUCGUCUGCUUCAGCAGCGGCGAUUGCUGAUACGUGUCGCUGAUUUUUCUGAUGUUUCGAUACUGUCAAGGAUGGAGAUGCGGCCGAUUUUUGGAGGUUAUCCUUUCCAAGGCCAAGGGAGAGUGAACCAACUAGGCGGCGUUUUCAUAAACGGCAGACCUCUGCCCAACCACAUCCGACUGAAAAUUGUGGAGCUGGCAGCCGCUGGAAUAAGACCCUGUGUGAUUUCCAGGCAGCUCCGAGUGUCUCACGGUUGUGUUUCCAAAAUUCUGAACCGGUAUCAGGAAACGGGUAGCAUCAGGCCUGGUGUUAUUGGAGGCUCGAAACCCAGAGUAGCCACCACAGACAUAGAGGAGAAGAUUGAGGAACUGAGGAAGGAGCAGCCAGGGAUUUUUUCAUGGGAGAUUCGGGAACGACUGAUCAAGGAAGGAGUUACGGACCCGCCGAGCGUAUCUUCAAUAAGUAGAUUACUGCGAGGUGGAAGUCAGAGGGACGAUUCUGAUGGCAAAAAAGAUUACACAAUCAAUGGGAUUCUUGGCGGAAGAGAGGAUGACAGUGAUACCGAAUCAGAGCCAGGCAUACCACUGAAGAGGAAGCAGAGGCGAUCUAGGACGACUUUUUCUGGUGAACAGCUGGAAGCCUUAGAACGAGCGUUUGCCAGAACACAAUAUCCAGACGUGUAUGUGAGAGAAGAGCUUGCUCAGCAGACUGGUUUAACAGAAGCUAGAAUACAGGUCUGGUUCUCGAACCGCAGAGCUCGCCUCCGCAAAAACUCUGGCAACACCAACCCCACGAACGCCUUGGGAUUCCCAGUGCUUCCAGUCACCAACAUGCCUUGCCAGUAUCCAGGGGACACUCAGUACGACUGGCGGAACGCGCAGUUCCACAACUACAACGUCUUUCAGCAGCACUCCUACAACCAGGACUACUCCAGGGCCGAGUAUUCUGCGCUGCUGGAGUCCAAUUAUGCUUUGGCGCAGGCGCAGAUGACGCAUGCGCAUGCUCAAGCGAAUAGUUUUAGCCGGAUGGCGCAUGGGCAGUCAGAACCAGGUACUUCGUCGAGACACAAAGAAGAUUACGCUGUUGCCAGCUCUUCGCGAAGUAGACCCAAGGACACUUUCAGCUACCCAAUGCCGGAUCAGCCUGAUCCUAGUAGCAUCGGUGGGGUAAUCGAUGAAAUCAAGGAGCUAGAUCUCAGCAACGAAGUCAGCGCAAGCGCUAGUGCUAGCACUAGUGCUAGUGCUAGUACUGUAUUGCCGGGGUGGGAGAAAAUGGAGUGGAAGCCAGGGCAGGACAUGGCGUCUUUUGGCGGCAAUGAAGGGUUUCAUUAUGGAAAUCACCAAAAAAACUAUUGGGCGUGA
Messenger RNA from Phaedon cochleariae (mustard beetle), 1404 nucleotides. Lineage: Eukaryota; Metazoa; Arthropoda; Insecta; Coleoptera; Chrysomelidae. The record is from the annotation of a GenBank genome assembly.